Hydra vulgaris (swiftwater hydra) is the source of this 3112-nucleotide messenger RNA. NCBI's taxonomy places the organism in Eukaryota, Metazoa, Cnidaria, Hydrozoa, Anthoathecata, Hydridae. The record is from RefSeq and is a predicted model, not a curated record.
AUGUGCGAUGAAGUUUACCAUUUACCUUAUUAUGGCCAUCGUUGGUAUGAGAAUAAAAACUGUUGUGGACAUGCAUUUGAUCUUAUCAAAUGCAGAAAUGAAUUUACCUGUCUUACUUAUCCAAGUUUUUGUACAGAUGAUUGCGAAGCAAUCGCAGCAUUUCAGUAUAAUCCAGCAAAAGAAAAAAUUUACAUACAAUUAUGGGUAAAAGCACCAAACCAAUAUAUUGCUUUUGGCCAAAAACCAAGCAAUAACGAUAACUAUAUGAUUAAAAUUCGAGGUCAGUACUGCUACUAUAAAAAUGGCAUUUUGUUAGGUAGCUUUAAUGGAAAUUUGUUAGAUCAUCCCUCAAGUCCUGAAUGGUAUUCAGAAUCUGAUGGAAAAGUAAAGGAUGUUAAUUUGAUCGAGUCAAGUAUUGAUUCUGAUGGUUCAAUGAUGUGCAAAAUUGAAAGACCUCUUCAAAGUGGUGCAAGCGAAUACUUGUAUGAUCUUACAGAUUCAUUAUUAACAGCAAUAGCUUUUGGUAGAGUUAACAAAUAUGGGGUUCCUUUAUACCACUUUAACAAAUAUACAAAGUCUCAAACACCAAUGAAUUUCAUUUCAACAACUAACUCUAUAAUUAAACAACCAUCUACAACCAUGUUAAACACAACACCAUACCAAAUACCGAAUACUGAAAAUGCAAAUAUACCUUUUACAACCAGCACUGUAGUAAAAGAACUAGUGACACUACAAACUGUGGGACCAGUAGCAACAAAAGUUAUGAAUGAGUUUGAUCCUAAAAAAUGUGGAAUUCAUUAUAACUGUUUUCUUCAACCAGACAGUUGUUCAACAAAUUGCAUAGCUGCUGCAUCUUUUCAAUACAUUAAUGAUAGAAAGAUUGUUCAGUUUCAACUUUGGGCAAGAAGUUCACAGAUGUGGGUUGGCUUUGGACAAAGAUUACCAAAUGAAUUAGGGAAUUUUAUGUACAAACUGCAAGGUCAGUAUUGCCGAGGUUCAUCAGGAAAUAUUCCUGUAUUUGGAAGUUUUAAUGGAAACAAAUUGGCACCAGCCACUCCUGGUGAACCACAAUGGAUUAGCGAGAUAAAUGGAGUGACUUUGUUAUCAGCAGAAACAAAACCAGAUGAUUCUAUAUUAUGCAAGUUUGAAAGAUCCAUUUCAAAUAUAGCUAAUUUAUAUGACAUGAGUUUACCUCUUUCAGUAGCAAUUGCAUCCGGACCGUCAUUGAAAGAGAAACCUGGUUACCAUAGUUCUUACUCUAAAUCAGAAACAGCUAUAGAUUUUAUAAAAACAUACCAAAUACUGAAUACUGAAAAUUCAAAUACGCCUUUUACAACCAGCGCUGUAGUUAAAGAACUAGUGACAACUCAAGCUGUGGCACCAGUAUCAACAAAUGUUAUGAAUGAAUUUGAUCCUAAAAAAUGUGGAAUUCAUUAUAACUGUUUUCUUCAACCAGACAGUUGUUCAACAAAUUGCAUAGCUGCUGCAUCUUUUCAAUACAUUAAUGAUAGAAAGAUUGUUCAGUUUCAACUUUGGGCAAGAAGCUCACAGAUGUGGGUUGGCUUUGGACAAAGAUUACCAAAUGAAUUAGGGAAUUUUAUGUACAAACUGCAAGGUCAGUAUUGUCAAGGUUCAUCAGGAAAUAUUCCUGUAUUUGGAAGUUUUAAUGGAAACAAAUUGGCACCAGCCACUCCUGGUGAACCACAAUGGAUUAGCGAGAUAAUUGGAGUGACUUUGUUAUCAGCAGAAACAAAGCCAGAUGGUUCUAUAUUAUGCAAGUUUGAAAGAUCCAUUUCAAAUAUAGCUGAUUUAUAUGACAUGAGUUUACCUCUUUCAGUAGCAAUUGCAUCCGGACCGUCAUUGAAAGAAAAACCUGGCUACCAUAGUUCUUACUCUAAAUCAGAAACAGCUAUAGAUUUUAUAAAAACACGGUACAAUUCAUCGACAAACAUGUCUUAUAGCAUUUUAGUAUCAAACAAUGGUAUCACAUCAUCAAACAUGUCUAAAACUCAUGGAGUGCUUAUGAUAAUUGCUUGGUUGAUAUUUGUUACAUCUGGCAUUUUCAUAUCUCGUUAUAUGAAGCCUCAAUUAACCGAACAUGUGUUUGGCAAAGAAUGCUGGUUUAGGCUUCAUCAGUUUUGCAUGGUUUUAUCCAUUAUUUUAAUUUGCUGCAGUAUGUUUAUUAUUGUAAGACAUUUAAAUGGUUGGUCUCAGAACCCUGAUAAGCAUAAUUGGUUCGGUUUAGCAGCUGUUAUUCUUUGCAUUUUUCAACCAAUUUUCGCUUUUUUUCGGUGCAAUAUUGAUGACAAAAAACGUUUUAUUUUCACAUGGGUACACCGAAUUGUUGGAAUUUUAGCUUGGAGUGUUGCGGUAGUUGCAAUCAUGUUUGGAAUGGCAAAGUUUGGAAUUGGUAAUGAAGUGGUUGUGGCAUUUUUUGCAAGUAUCUUUAUAAUGUUUAUCACACUUGACAUUAUAAAAUAUUACUAUGAAAGUAAACACAACUACUUUCCAGUCAUUGAAGAUCAUCCAAUGGAUACUUUUACACUCUCACUCCAAGAGGUUGAAAGACCUUAUCCAGUAAAACAGGUGACGAUGAUCAGCAAUAUAUUUUUGGUGUUAAUUGUAUCGUUCUCCAUUGUUAUUACAUUCUACUACGUGAAAGUAAUUUUGGGGGCUUAAAGAUCUAUUAAAGCCUGAAUUCUUUAUCUGCGUACUUAUAUUAGGUGUAGCUUAAUUUUGUGAUUAUUAAAUUUUUGGUGUUAAUUGUAUCGUUCUCCAUUGUUAUUACAUUCUACUACGUGAAAGUAAUUUUGGGGGCUUGAAUAUCUAUUAAAGCCUGAAUUCUUUAUCUGCGUACUUAUAUUAGGUGUAACUUAAUUUUGUGAUUAUAAAGAUAUUUUUAAAGAUUUUUAUUCUCUUAAAAAUGUUUGUUAAAUAUUUUUUUUGUAAUUUUUUAUUUUUAUUUUUAUUUUUUUACUUUUUGAGAUUUUAUAAUAAAUUAACGUUUUAUUGAGGGUUAAUAUAUUGAUUAUAUUGGUUCUUUUUAUAAGCGAAAUAAAAAUGAAGACUUGUAUUUUUUUUACUAGUAAAUUUAGAGAUCCGAUUUCUUUAA